AUGUUGGACAUGGGAGAUAGGAAAGAGGUGAAAAUGAUCCCAAAGUCCUCCUUCAGCAUUAACAGCUUGGUGCCUGAGGCAGUGCAGAGCGACAACCACCACGCGGGCCACGGCCACCACAACAGCCACCACCCUCCGCCCCACCAUCACCACCACCACGGCCACCACCACCACCAUCACCCGCCGCCUCCACCUCCUCCCCAGCAGCAGCAACCUCCUCAGCAACAGCAACAGCAGCAGCACCCCCCGCCACCCCAACCCCCUCAGGCCCCCCAGGCGCGCAGCGCCCCAGCCGAUGACGAUGAGGAUAAGGGACCCCAGCAGCUCCUGCUUCCUCCACCCCCUCAGGGGGCCGCUUCGGCUGCUACCGCCUCGGCAGCCCUAGACGGGGCCAAAGCUGAUGGGCUUGGGGGCAAGGGUGAACCCGGCGGCGGAGGUGGCGGUGGGGCCGGAGACUUGGCCCCGGUUGGGCAGGAGGAGAAGGAGAAAGGGUCUGGAGGGGAGGAGAAGAAGGGGGCGGGUGAGGGCGGCAAGGACGGGGAGGGGGGCAAGGAAGGGGAGAAGAAGAACGGCAAGUAUGAGAAGCCGCCCUUCAGUUAUAAUGCCCUGAUCAUGAUGGCCAUCCGCCAGAGCCCAGAGAAGCGCCUCACCCUCAACGGCAUCUACGAAUUCAUCAUGAAGAACUUUCCUUACUACCGGGAGAACAAGCAGGGCUGGCAAAACUCCAUCCGCCACAAUCUGUCCCUGAACAAGUGCUUCGUCAAGGUACCCCGCCACUACGACGACCCGGGCAAAGGGAACUAUUGGAUGCUGGACCCUUCAAGCGACGACGUGUUCAUCGGGGGCACGACUGGUAAAUUGCGCCGGAGAUCUACGACGUCCCGGGCUAAGUUGGCCUUCAAACGCGGGGCUAGGCUCACCUCCACCGGACUGACCUUCAUGGAUCGGGCAGGUUCUUUGUACUGGCCUAUGUCUCCUUUCCUAUCCCUGCACCACCCCCGGGCUAGCAGCACUUUGAGUUACAAUGGAACCACAUCCGCUUACCCCAGCCACCCCAUGCCCUACAGCUCCGUGUUGACUCAGAACUCGCUGGGCAACAACCACUCUUUUUCCACUUCCAAUGGGUUAAGUGUUGAUAGACUCGUCAACGGGGAGAUCCCUUAUGCCACGCAUCACCUUACGGCCGCUGCCCUGGCAGCCUCUGUGCCCUGCGGUCUGUCUGUCCCCUGCUCCGGGACCUAUUCCCUAAACCCUUGCUCCGUCAAUCUGCUGGCGGGACAGACAAGUUACUUUUUCCCCCAUGUCCCUCACCCUUCAAUGACUUCUCAAAGCAGCACUUCAAUGACCGCCCGGGCCGCUUCCUCCUCCACGUCUCCGCAGGCGCCCUCCACCCUGCCCUGUGAGUCUUUAAGACCCUCUUUGCCAAGUUUUACAACGGGACUGUCUGGAGGACUUUCUGAUUAUUUCACACAUCAAAAUCAGGGGUCUUCUUCCAACCCUUUAAUACAUUAA
Molecule: messenger RNA, 1512 nt
Organism: Vombatus ursinus (common wombat)
Lineage: Eukaryota; Metazoa; Chordata; Mammalia; Diprotodontia; Vombatidae
Product: forkhead box protein G1-like
Exons: 1
Coding region: 1-1512 (503 amino acids)
Biological process (GO): regulation of transcription by RNA polymerase II
Cellular component (GO): nucleus
Molecular function (GO): DNA-binding transcription factor activity; sequence-specific double-stranded DNA binding
Source: RefSeq, a predicted model, not a curated record